Messenger RNA from Octopus sinensis (East Asian common octopus), 866 nucleotides. RefSeq names its product 28S ribosomal protein S10, mitochondrial. Bases 127 to 756 code for a protein of 209 amino acids. Gene Ontology annotation, biological process: translation. Gene Ontology annotation, molecular function: structural constituent of ribosome. Lineage: Eukaryota; Metazoa; Mollusca; Cephalopoda; Octopoda; Octopodidae. The transcript has a single exon. The record is from RefSeq and is a predicted model, not a curated record. Gene Ontology annotation, cellular component: ribosome; mitochondrial small ribosomal subunit; mitochondrion.
GUGGCGGCGGCGAAAAGAAGAAGAGGGAAUGAAAUGGAAAAAAAAAAGAGGAAGUGACGUAUUAGUAUCGGAAGUGACGACAGCUAUCGACCAUUUCUCCUUUAAUUUGUGCAACGUCUAAUAAUAAUGAAACUUUUGACAAAUAUUUCUAAAUUAUGUCAACAUGUCUCUAGAAAUUCUCGAUGCACGUCUACUCUGCUGUUCCCUGUUAGGCUAAAUCCUUUAAAAUGCAGCAGCCAUUUACCGCGUACACCCGGCUCCAUCUCCAACUAUAGCCCUGUCUCUUGUUUCAGCCAUGGACCGACCUCCCCCAACAUAAAAGAAGAUCACGUUGUUGUAAAUCAUAAUAUUAAUGGUCAACUGACCGAUUCUGAUGCAGAACUGGACUGUUUAUAUCGUAAAAUAGAUGUGGAAGUGAAAGGACAUGACCCUGCUGUUAUCAACAGCUACGAGAAAUUCGUUCGGAUGGCCGCCGAGGGCCUCGGGGUCCAGAUCGGCAGCGUGUUUACGCCGCCCAAGGUCAUCACUCGGUACACCCUACUGAAAUCUGUUCACAUUUAUAAGAAACAUCGUGUCCAAUACGAAAAUCGGACUCACUUUCGCGUCAUAGAAUUCAUUCAUUUAACAGGAUCGACGGCAGAUACCAUUCUGGAGUAUGUACAGCGGAAUUUACCCGAAGGGAUGGCCAUGAAAGUCACAAAACAUCGGAUAGAAGCUUUACCCGAACAUGUUGAUGCUGCUACGAUCGAGAAAUAAGCUACAAUUCCGUUGUUUAUUUAUAAAUUUUAUAGCACCCUGAAAUGCUUUAAAGACUUUUGUAAUUUAUAUGGGUUUUUUAUAAAAAAAAAAAAAAAUCAAACCGUAAA